AUGUUAGGUCAAACACCAGCCAGUGUCAACCAAACGAAUGAAGAAGAGGUCCGCUUGUCUCAGUACCUGAUCAAACCUAAAAAGGCAAUCCACAAAAAGACAAAGUUUACCUUUGACAUUGGUGACAAAGUACGAGUCAGUCAUCUUCGCGGUACAUUUGACCGGGAAUACCAAGAAAAAUGGUCUGGCGAAAUAUUUACCAUUGAAAGGAGAUACUGGUCUCAAAGCCAUGACUUGUACAAAUUAAAGGACUGGGGUGGCGAUCCCAUUGAAGGGACAUUCUAUGCAGCUGAACUUCAAAAGGUGACUGAGAAUCCGGAUCAAUUGUAUCGUAUCCAAGACAUUGUAAAAAGGAGAACUCGGAACAAACAGAAAGAAGUGCUGGUGAAAUGGCUUCACUGGCCUAAGAAGUACAAUUCGUGGAUUCCAGAAGCAGACGUUGUUCGAUAUCAGACAGUAUAA
This is a messenger RNA of Gigantopelta aegis, 462 nucleotides long. RefSeq lists its product as uncharacterized. The transcript has a single exon. The coding region runs from base 1 to 462 and encodes 153 amino acids. The record is from RefSeq and is a predicted model, not a curated record. Lineage: Eukaryota; Metazoa; Mollusca; Gastropoda; Neomphalida; Peltospiridae.